AUGGCAUCUCAUCACUCUCUUUUCUCUUCUGCUGCGAUCGUAACUACCUUCUUCAUUUGUCUUCUUUACAACUUAUCUAUCACUGUAGAGGCUGUUAAUGGCAGCUUCAGCGUGGAUCUCAUCCACCGCGAUUCCCCAUUCUCUCCCUUCUACGACCCUUCAGAGACUCCUUCGCAGCGCGUAGCAAACGCUUUGCAGCGUUCCAUUACCCGCGUCAAUCAUUUCAAGCCAACUUCUUCAUCAUCACUCUCUCCCAAUGAAUUACCUCGACCAGAAAUAGUUGCAGUCGGAGGCGAAUACCUCAUGAAGUACUCCGUCGGCACUCCGCCGGUCCCCGUCCUUGGCGUCGCCGACACCGGCAGUGAUCUCAUUUGGUUGCAGUGCGAGCCUUGCACCGACUGUUACAACCAAACAGACCCGCUUUUUGACCCUGCCGAGUCGAAAACAUACAGAAACGUUUCUUGCAGUGCAAGCGAAUGCCAGUCCUUGGAAGGAACCUCAUGCAGCUCAUUAUUAUCAUCAUCAUCUUCUUGCGAAUAUUCAGUGUCUUAUGGCGAUAGUUCAUACUCACAUGGAGAUCUUGCUUUUGACUCUCUCACGCUGGAAUCGAAUGCAAGCGUCCCCGUGUCUCUUAGUAAUAUCGUCGUAGGCUGUGGACACAACAAUGCCGGAACCUUCACUAAGAAAGGCUCCGGCGUCGUUGGCUUAGGACGGGGUGCAGCUUCCCUCGUUACCCAAUUGGGUUCUUCCAUUGGAGGCAAGUUUUCUUACUGCUUGGUGCCGACAACUUCCCAAGCCAAAAACUCAAGCAAAUUGAGUUUUGGUAGUGAUGCGGUGGUUUCUGGGUCUGGAGCCGUUUCUACUGGCUUGGCCCCAAAAAGGCCGGAUAUGCAUUUCUACUUUCUAACACUGGAGGCAAUAAGCGUCGGCAAUAAAACAUUGGAGUUUGACGAUUCUUCCCCCUUCGGAGACUCAGAGGAAAACAUUAUAAUUGAUUCGGGCACCACAUUAACGCUAUUUCCAGAAGAUUUCUACUCCAGGUUUGAAGCGGCGAUGGCAGAAGAGAUUGAUCUGGAGCGCGUUGACGAUCCCGAUGAAAGGCUAAGUCUUUGCUACAAGUCGGCAUCGGAUGAUAUAGGGGUUCCGAAUAUCACAGCGCAUUUCAGGGGCGCAGACAUGAAGCUGAAUCCGAUGAACGCCUUCCUGAGAGUAAGUGAGGAACUUGUGUGCUUUGCUUUCGUUGCUAGUGAAAGAAUCUACAUCUUUGGUAACGUGGCACAGUUUAACUACUUGGUGGGUUAUGACACCGAGGCCAAUACUGUGUCGUUUAAGCCAACCGAUUGCACAAACCUCUUGCUUAAAAAGGUCCGAUCUGUCCUGUGA
This is a messenger RNA of Corylus avellana, 1383 nucleotides long. The record is from RefSeq and is a predicted model, not a curated record. NCBI's taxonomy places the organism in Eukaryota, Viridiplantae, Streptophyta, Magnoliopsida, Fagales, Betulaceae.